This is a messenger RNA of Chrysoperla carnea, 1059 nucleotides long. It is a transcript of the gene Vti1b, whose product is annotated as vesicle transport v-SNARE 12. Gene Ontology annotation, cellular component: endoplasmic reticulum membrane; ER to Golgi transport vesicle membrane; Golgi apparatus. Lineage: Eukaryota; Metazoa; Arthropoda; Insecta; Neuroptera; Chrysopidae. The record is from RefSeq and is a predicted model, not a curated record. Bases 180 to 524 code for a protein of 114 amino acids. Gene Ontology annotation, biological process: Golgi to vacuole transport; vesicle fusion with Golgi apparatus; retrograde transport, endosome to Golgi. Gene Ontology annotation, molecular function: SNARE binding; SNAP receptor activity. The transcript is spliced from 2 exons.
UGUGGCGUACACACUUUUUUUUGUCAAGUAACUAAAUGUAUAUGUCAAUUGUCAAAUAUAAAAACAAGUGAUAAAAUUAUGUUUUGAUUAAAAUUAUUUUAUUUUAAACUUGAGUUACUUAUCGCAAGAUCCGAGAAACUGUUUCUAAAUUCCGUAGUAAAUAAACGAAAAACGCUACAAUGACUGCAUUUGGUGAUUAUGAUUGGGAGAAUGAAAAUCGUCGAAUUGCAAUGGAGGGACGUGCUGCUCUCGAACGUACAUCAGAGAGUUUAGCACGUACAACACGUGUGGCCAUUGAAACAGAACAUAUUGGUACAACUGUUGUAAAUGAAUUAGAAGAACAACGUGAAACAUUAUUACGUGCAAAUGAACGAUUACAUAAUGCAAACGAUGGUUUAGAUCAAAGUAAGAAUAUAAUGCGUCGUAUGGGUCGUGAAGUAUUAUAUAAUAAAUGUAUUUUAAUUAUGAUUAUAUUAUUAGAGGCCAUGAUCUUAGGAAUACUUUUAUAUUUAAAAUUACGAUAGUCAUUAUUUUUGAUUUGAUAAAUAUAUAUACGUGGAAGUGGUGAACAAUACUGCAAAUAACACUAUGGUAGUAAAAACCAGAAAUUUCCACUUAAAAUUAACUGAAACUCUUCCGUUCUUGAUUUCAUAAAAUUAUUUAUCUACGGCCGUGAGAUAAAAAGUACUUUUCUCACUCAGUAUGUGUGAGAAAAAUAGUUCAUUCCCGCACUAGCUUGGUAGAAUCGAUGGAGGACGAGUUUUGUUUCAGUUCGCGCAUGUACCCAGCCGACGCCAUCUUAGCUUGUUCCCGCUUCCUGAUUCAAAUUUUUUAAAAAACAUAUAUAAUUAUGUGGUUUUUUACUUCGCUAAGGGCUCGCUUUCGACUUAUAAACUAAUAGCGGGCCGGUGGUGACUGGGUACCGUGCGAGGGAGAUUAUCGAAAGUGAGAGAAUGUCCCCAUCCUACUCCUACCUGCGCAAGAGCAUACCUUGUCUAAUUCUACCAUGAUUUUAAUAUCCUUGUUUAAAUUACUGAUCGAUGUCUUAAUGGCAGUACU